AAUCGACCUCGGCCUCUCUCGCAGCAGUUCAACCAAGACUUUGACGACGAUAUUCCCCAAUUCAAUCCCUUCAUGGGCUUUGCUCGCAUGAGAGAACUGCCGCCGUUUAGCGAUCGCUUCAGAUGCUACUCUAUCGCCAUGAAGCCCGACAACGACAAGCCUGAGCUGAACUUUGGAGGAAAAAUCUUGCUGCCCCCGUCAGCCCUCCACAAGCUUGCCCAGCUGAGUGUGGAGUACCCCAUGCUCUUUUCGAUUGGAACCCUGGACGAAACCAAAGUCUCCCAUUCGGGAGUGCUCGAGUUUACUGCCGAGGAGGGGCGGGUCUAUGUCCCACAGUGGAUGAUGCAGACGCUGCUGAUCGAAGAGGGCACCAUCGUCCGGGUCACCAAUGUGCGGCUGCCGCUUGGCACCUUUGUCAAGCUGCAGCCCCAGUCGGUCGAUUUCCUCGACAUCACCGACCCCAAGGCCGUGCUCGAAAACACCCUCCGGAACUUUUCGACCUUGACCGAGAACGACAUCAUCACCAUCCAGUACAACGACAAGUCAUAUGAGAUUUUGGUGAUGGAGACCCGGCCCAAGGGCAGAGCCAUAUCCAUUGUGGAAACUGAUCUUGAGGUCGAUUUCGCUGCCCCAGUCGGGUAUAAGGAGCCAGAGCCAACCCCGAAAUCUUACUCGGUGUCUUCGCUGCCUUCCAGUAGCAUCGAGGAACACAUCGUCGAGCGCGAGAAUCAGUUCGUGGCCUUCAAGGGCUCCGGAAACAAUCUGAAGGGAACCGUCUCGAUCACCAACACUGCCGAGAUGCUGGCUGCCGCUGGAGCAUCCAAUGUCACCGAGAUUCCCGCGGCCCUCCACCUGCCCUCGGGCAAGCUGUUCUUUGGCUAUCCAAUUGUUCCGUUGCCGGGCAGCGAGGCCGCAGACGCCAACGCUCCUUCGGCAUUCGCUGGGCAAGGAAGCAGCCUGCGAUCGGCAAAGGGCAAGGGCAGCCUCGACAGCGAUCCCGGCCCGAGCAGAAAAUGAGCACGAUGAUGACCCCGAAAGCGAUUGCGAUAGCGACUAGGACAAGUUAAAGUGGUCCUGCAGUGGGUCGUGGCAUAUUGCCGUUGGUUGACUGAGUCUGCCCAAGGCAGAUGAUUCAUAAAUUGUCCUAAUAUCAAUCGCCCGUCGGGAGUGAACUGUGUUGCUGUUACUGGGCCGAGCAGCUCCGUCGACUGCUGCCGUGGCGAACAGCACCGAUGGGGUGUCCUGUGAGAGUGCUUCAUGCGAUGCAGGCGAU
This is a messenger RNA of Polychytrium aggregatum, 1273 nucleotides long. Its product is annotated as ubiquitin fusion degradation protein UFD1-domain-containing protein. The record is from RefSeq and is a predicted model, not a curated record. Gene Ontology annotation, molecular function: polyubiquitin modification-dependent protein binding. The transcript has 10 exons. Bases 73 to 1017 code for a protein of 314 amino acids. Lineage: Eukaryota; Fungi; Chytridiomycota; Chytridiomycetes; Polychytriales. Gene Ontology annotation, cellular component: VCP-NPL4-UFD1 AAA ATPase complex.